Hibiscus syriacus is the source of this 636-nucleotide messenger RNA. Its product is annotated as putative F-box/LRR-repeat protein 23. Gene Ontology annotation, molecular function: protein binding. The transcript has 2 exons. NCBI's taxonomy places the organism in Eukaryota, Viridiplantae, Streptophyta, Magnoliopsida, Malvales, Malvaceae. Bases 1 to 636 code for a protein of 211 amino acids. The record is from RefSeq and is a predicted model, not a curated record.
AUGAACGGGACAAGGACCAUGUCCACAAGAAGAUGUGCGUCCUCGCCGUCGGUCACAGCUGCGGCCACUUGCUUGAUAUCAAUAUUGAAUAUUUUGGUACUGAUGAACUUCUGUUUUAUAUCUCCGAGCGAUGAUGCUUUUCACUGGUCUAAUCAUCUGAAACGUCUUCGACUGUUUUCGUGCUACGAGAUCUCCGAUGAAGGAUUAAGCGAAGCAGCUUCAAAGCUUCCGUUUCUCGAAGAGCUUGAAAUUUCGAUAUGUCCGAUUUCGAAACAUGCUGUCGAAACCAUCGGUCGCAGUUGCCCUCUCUUGAGAUCAUUCAAGUUCAAUCUUCAGAGAUGCAAAGGCUAUGUCUGUGAUGAUGAGGCAGUAGCCAUUGCACAAACCAUGCCCGAAUUACGCCACCUCCAACUUCUGGGGAACGGAUUGACGAAUGAAGGCUUGCAGGCCAUUCUCGACGGUUGUCAUCACCUCGAAUAUCUCGACUUACGGCAGUGUUUCAGCGUUCGUCUGGUGGGGAACUUGGAGAGAAGGUGUGUUGAACGGAUGAAGAACUUGCGGCACCCUUGUGAUCCGCCUCAUGAUUAUGAAUUCAGUGCAGAAGAUCUUGAUUUCUGGUUCUACCCUUCUGAUUGA